Molecule: messenger RNA, 569 nt
Organism: Eufriesea mexicana
Lineage: Eukaryota; Metazoa; Arthropoda; Insecta; Hymenoptera; Apidae
Gene: ytr
Product: U4/U6.U5 small nuclear ribonucleoprotein 27 kDa protein yantar
Exons: 4
Coding region: 25-498 (157 amino acids)
Biological process (GO): RNA splicing
Cellular component (GO): precatalytic spliceosome
Source: RefSeq, a predicted model, not a curated record
AUUUUUCUUACCAUUUUGAUCACUAUGGGACGUAGCCGUACACCUUCACCAGGAAGAAGAAGAGAUCGAUCUCGAGAUCGAGAUCGGGAACGCGAACGAGACAGAGAUAGAAGAAGGAGACGUUCUCGUGAAAGGAGAAGAAGAUCUGUUGAACGGGAUCGAGUAAAAUCAAGAGAUAGAGAAAGAGACCGUGAUCGUGAACGAGAAAGGCACAGACGUUCAUAUAGUAGGUCCAGGUCAAGAGAAAGAGACAGGCCCAAACCUAAACUAAAACCCACAACAGAACGCCCUGUGAUCACAGAAGCUGAUCUUCAAGGAAAAACCCCAGAGGAACAAGAAAUGAUGAGAAUAAUGGGUUUUUGUGGUUUUGACAGUACUAAGGGCAAAAAGGUGGAAGGAAAUGAUGUGGGAGCUGUACACGUUAUUCUUAAAAGAAAAUAUAGACAGUAUAUGAAUAGAAAAGGAGGAUUCAAUAGACCGCUGGAUUUUGUAGCAUAAAAUUAUAAACCCGACAUUUUAACAAAACCUUUUGCAAUUUAUAGGCAUUCCUCAACCUGUUCGAGUUUUAU